Cordyceps fumosorosea ARSEF 2679 is the source of this 375-nucleotide messenger RNA. RefSeq names its product Prefoldin. Gene Ontology annotation, molecular function: protein-folding chaperone binding. Lineage: Eukaryota; Fungi; Ascomycota; Sordariomycetes; Hypocreales; Cordycipitaceae. The transcript is spliced from 4 exons. The record is from RefSeq and is a predicted model, not a curated record. Gene Ontology annotation, cellular component: cytoplasm; prefoldin complex. The coding region runs from base 1 to 375 and encodes 124 amino acids. Gene Ontology annotation, biological process: chaperone-mediated protein complex assembly; protein folding.
AUGGCUGAGGCACGAGCUCGUCUCCAGGCCCUCUCGGAGGAGUAUCAAAAACUUCAGCUGGACCUUCAAUCAUCUGUCGAAUCAAGACAAAAACUUGACGGACAGCGCCAAGAAAACCUCAGCGUGCAAAAGGAAUUUGAGACUUUGGCGGAGGAUGAAACCAUCUACAAGCUUUCUGGCCCGGUUCUAUUAAAACAAGAAAAGUUUGAGGCUGAAAGCACGGUUAAAGGAAGACUGGACUAUAUCAGCAACGAGAUGUCGCGUCUCGAGACACAAAUCAAGGAAACGCAAGGAAAGAUUGAAAAGAAGAGAACAGAAAUUAUCCAGGUCCAAACAGCCGCUCAGCAAGCGGCUGGAAACGCUGGCGGACAGUAG